AUGCUAGAGUGUUGCCUGGGACUGCUCGAGGCACACACUGAUCUUCUGAUUGAGGAAAAAGAGAAUGUUGCAGAGGACUUAGAUGAUGUAGUUGGAGAUGAUGAGGAAGGAGAAGGAAUUGUUUUGCAACAGUAUCCUUGGGAAGGUACUGAUAGGGAUUAUCAUUAUGAAGAGCUCCUGGGAAGAGUUUUCAACAUUCUCCGUGAGAAUAAUCCUGAGCUUGCUGGAGAUCGGCGCAGGACGGUUAUGAGACCUCCUCAAGUUCUUCGUGAAGGAACGAAGAAAACUGUUUUUGUGAAUUUCAUGGACUUGUGCAAGACAUUGCUUCUUUUGACCCCACAAAAGAAUAAAAAGAAGAAACCAGUGCCUCAAGACCUAGGUGAAGAAGAGCCUGUUGACUCUCUAGUAGAGAAAGCUGAGAGCUUAUCGAUUUCUGAAACUGGUGAAACAUCUUUUGCUGGUCUAAAAAAGAAAAAGAAAAAGUCGGAUCAGAGCUUCACCGAGUGGGACACCCGUUGGACCUCGGGACCCAGUCAGCCUUUCCCCCCUCCGCCACCACCGCCUUCGGAUGAGCAGUGA
Striga hermonthica is the source of this 579-nucleotide messenger RNA. The record is from the annotation of a GenBank genome assembly. NCBI's taxonomy places the organism in Eukaryota, Viridiplantae, Streptophyta, Magnoliopsida, Lamiales, Orobanchaceae.